UUUAGCCAAUAGAUGUCGCAAUUGUUUGAAUUAAUUCUCAAGUUCUUAUUUCAAAAGUAUUUUUAGGGUUAUGUUAAAAGUACCGCACGUGUCAAUAACAUAAAAACAAACUGUUGUGUUAAUAAACUUCGUAAAAAAUGGUGAAAUUAGCAAAUAAACAGUCAAAAAGACAGCCGGCCCGUCAGAGAUAUAAAAUCGAAAAGAAAAUCAGGCAGCAUAACAAAAAGGCGCGACGAGAGGCGAAAAAAAACCCCAAAAAGGGCAACAAACAAAAAAUUAUUCAAGUACCAAAUAUAUGUCCAUUCAAAGAAGAUAUACUUAGAGAAGUUGAGGCAUUGAAACAGCAAAAGGAAGAGGAAAGAUUAAAGUUGAGAGAAGCUGCAAAAUUAGAAAGGCAAAGAAAAAAGGAAGAGAAAACUAAUGGACAACAAAAUCUGGUUAACAGUGAUGAAACUCCAGAAUUAGAAAAAAAUGAAGUAAAAAAAAGGGGGAGUUAUGUUAAAGACUAUAAAGAAAUAAUAGAAACUUCAGAUAUAGUCUUAGAGAUUUUAGAUGCACGUGAUCCUUUGGGUACAAGAUAUCCACAAGCAGAGCAAAUUGUAAAGAAACUGAAAAACAAACAGCUCAUUAUAAUUUUGAACAAAUCUGACUUAGUACCACGUGAAGUGCUUGAAAAAUGGUUAAAACAUUUCAGAAAAACCAACAUAACUGUGCCAUUUAAAGCUUCAACACAGCAGAAAAAUAUUAAAAAUGGCAAAUCAGUUAAACUAUUUGAAAGUAUUGGUAAUGAGUUGUUAAUGAAUCUUCUCCAUAAUUAUUUUGAAUCAAAAAAUUUGAAAAAACCUCUUAGAAUUGGAAUUAUUGGAGUGCCAAAUGUUGGGAAGAAAUCUUUAAUAAACAGCUUGAAAACUAUUAAAGCUUCUGAACCUGGAAUAAAUGAAGAUAUUCAAGAAGUGCAGUUAGAUUCAAAAAUUAUUCUCCUGGACUCGCCAGGAUUAAUUCCAUUAAUAAACAUAGAAAACAAUGUUUCUUUAUUGAAUCCACAGAAAAUAAGACAGUUACAUGAUCCAAUAAGUGUAGCAAAUUCUAUACUGGAUAAAACCAGCAAAGAGUACAUGAUGGAAAUGUACGACAUUCAUGCAUAUGAAACACCAGAGGAGUUUUAUAAUUUGAAAGCAACGCGAACUGGUAGAUUUAAAAAGGGUAGAGUACCAGAUACAAUUGCAGCUGCUAAAGGAUUAUUAGAAGAUUGGAAUAGUGGCAAAAUUAAAUAUUAUACUUUGCCUCCCGAAGAUGGUAAAAAACAGACUAAAAUAGGGGCAAAUUUGGCAAAACAAUUCAGUGUUUCUAGUCUUGAAUCUAUGGAAACAAGUGUUUUAAAGUCAUUUGAAAAAAAUUUUGACAGUAAAUUUAAAUUUUUUGUAAUAGAUUCUUUGGGCCCUCUGAGCUCUGCCGAAGACAUGAAUAAUUGUAACAGAAAUACUGAUGUGCCAACAGAUGCGAUUCCUGAAGUCACAGUGUCAGAAAAGGAAAAGAAAAAGGCAAAUAUAGAUACAAAAUUAAACAAAGUAAAGAAACCUGCAUUUAAGAAAGAUAAAAAGGAAAAAGUGACGAAAGAAAAAGUUUCGAAACAGCUAUCCAGCGGUUUGGAAAACUACAAUGUUUGUCGUCGAAACAGUACAGAUGAAACUUAUGAUUUUGAUACAGAUUUUAACUUGUAAUUUAAAUAUUAAUAAAUGUGACCUUUACUGUU
Aethina tumida (small hive beetle) is the source of this 1753-nucleotide messenger RNA. Its product is annotated as guanine nucleotide-binding protein-like 3 homolog. Gene Ontology annotation, cellular component: nucleolus. The transcript is spliced from 7 exons. Lineage: Eukaryota; Metazoa; Arthropoda; Insecta; Coleoptera; Nitidulidae. Bases 138 to 1721 code for a protein of 527 amino acids. The record is from RefSeq and is a predicted model, not a curated record. Gene Ontology annotation, molecular function: GTP binding.